Tribolium madens (black flour beetle) is the source of this 1342-nucleotide messenger RNA. RefSeq names its product lipase 3-like. Gene Ontology annotation, biological process: lipid metabolic process. The record is from RefSeq and is a predicted model, not a curated record. Gene Ontology annotation, molecular function: hydrolase activity, acting on ester bonds. Lineage: Eukaryota; Metazoa; Arthropoda; Insecta; Coleoptera; Tenebrionidae. The coding region runs from base 26 to 1222 and encodes 398 amino acids. The transcript is spliced from 4 exons.
AAGCUUAGCUAUUCGAUUGUUUGAAAUGUACAGAUUUGGUGCUAUUUUAUUGCUAGUAGGGUCAAUCGGGACCAUUCCACUUAAACCCGAGUUCCUCCACCCUGACGCUGGCCUUGACAUUAUUGAGUUAGUCCAAAAAUAUGGAUACCCAAUUGAAUCCCAUCAAGUCCAAACUGAAGACGGUUACCUACUAACUCUUCAUCGUAUUCCCCGAGGGUUGAAUAACACCCUCGAAACCACACGACCCCCAGUUUUGCUCAUGCAUGGCCUUCUUAGCAGUUCAGUGGAUUGGGUAAAUAUGGGCCCUGGGACCGCUCUAGGGCUACUUUUGGCAGACAAUGGGUACGAUGUCUGGCUAGGUAACCAGAGGGGCAGUACAUGGUCCAGAAAACACCAAACGCUUGACCCAGACACCGACGCGGAAAAAUUCUUCAACUUCAGUUUUCACGAAAUUGGAUAUUUUGACAUACCAGCCAAAAUCGACUACAUUUUAGACACGACGGGUCAAGAGAAAAUUUUUUACGUUGGACACUCACAAGGUACUACAGUUUUCUUUGUAAUGGCAAGUGAAAGACCUGAAUAUAAUGCGAAAAUCAGGUUGAUGUCAGCCUUGGCCCCCAUUGCCUACAUGGGGCAUUUGCCGAAUCCUUUGAUAUUUCAAGUGGCCGAACAUUACGACGUUAUAAAUACACUUGUAGAAAUUUUACACAUACAUGAAUUUCUUCCACAUUAUGAUUUUAUUACCGAAUUAGGAGAAACUUUUUGUAGCAACAGCUCUGACUACAGGGAUGCUUGCUACUGGAUUCUGAAUAUUAUCGCGGGUUUUGAUUCGGAAGUGGACCCUGAUUUCAUUCCUGUCAUUACAUCAAACGCUCCUGCUGGUUCUUGCAUAAAGCAAUUUCUCCACUAUUUCCAAGAGAUUAAGUCUUCCAAUUUCUCACAGUAUGAUUACGGAGAAGACGAAAAUGACGCUCAUUAUGGUCAAAAAACACCCCCAUUAUAUGACACGUCAAAAAUUACGGCUCCUGUGAGUCUACAUUAUGCCAGCAAUGACUGGCUUGCUGCUCUUGAAGAUGUAGAAAGACUCAAGAACGAACUACCAAAUUUGGUCAAUGCUAAAUUGGUACCUUUUGACCAUUUUAACCACCUUGACUUCUUAUGGGCCAGACAUGUUGUUCCAUAUUUAAACAACGAUGUAAUCGAAGAAAUAAAAUCUAAUUAAAUUGUUGUCGUUUUUUAUUGGUUAUAUAAUAAGGAAACAGACAUGUAAAUAAUAAAUUUCCAGUAUGAAGGUCAAUAGGCCACAUUUUUGAUUUAUCUUAUCGUCUCCAGUCUUCUCCAU